CUCUUAAAAAACAAAAAACAAAGAGAAAACGCGAUGACGAAGUCGUCGAAGAAGAAGAGCCCACGCGUGUUUCCCUUAGAACCGUUAGUCUAAUGGAGUUGUCUAACCUCGUCGCUUCUGAAAUGCGUGCUAUUCUUCAUAACCCUCAACCUAUCGGUCCUGACGGUGCCCCUCAAUGUGCCUUAAACCUACGCGUGGCUUUAAACCUUACAAGUAUGAUAAAUGGUAGCGAACAUCCUAAAGAAGUCGCUAGAUGGAUCGUGGAAGAAAUAGAGAGAGCUGAUGAAUAUAAUUGGACUCAAUCGGUAGUCGCGAUGAAAGAAUAUAAAGAAGGGUCUAAUAGAAAACGAAUGGAACGCUUUCCAUGUCAAGGAAAAAUGCAAAUGAAAAUUGAUAUGCCUGCUGCUGAAGCUAUGCUUGAAAUUCAUCAUGGCAUGCUUCAUAAUAGACCCGUGAUCACUUCAGAAAUUAGUGAAGAAUGUAGAAAAGAGAUUGAAGAAAACGUUCAUUUAAAUCCUAUUCAAUUACGUCAAUUACUCAGAGCUAAAAAUGUUAUGAAAAAUUAUACUCCAAAACAAAUUCAUACUUAUUGGGAAAGAAUCGCUAAUCUUAAAUGUCCAGAAUUAGUCCCCCAAUAUUCCGUUACUCCUGUUGUUUCCGUUGUUCCUAUGUUACCUACUACUGUUGAUGGUACUUAUACUAUGAUACCGACAAUGCCAUAUCCUCCUUUACCUCCUUCCAUGCCUAUGCCAAUUGUCGCCAAUACUUCUCCUUCCACUCCACAAAAAAGUACCGCUGAAAAAAUUUCAAAAGUCGCUAAUCAUACUUUCAAUCAUGAUGAAUUUGCUGAAUAUGCUGCAAAGAUGGAACAGUUUGCAAAAAGAAUCAGGAAUCAAUUGGAUCGUCGGAAUUAUCAUUGGUUAGAUACCGUAAAAAUCCUGACCGCUGGUGUUAUCGAAAUGGAAAAUGAUAUUGAGGAAUUGGAAAGGCAACGUGCUAGCGAAAGGGCUACAAAACCAUGGACAAUUCAUUAUAAGUAA
This is a messenger RNA of Racocetra fulgida, 1040 nucleotides long. The record is from the annotation of a GenBank genome assembly. NCBI's taxonomy places the organism in Eukaryota, Fungi, Glomeromycota, Glomeromycetes, Diversisporales, Gigasporaceae.